This is a messenger RNA of Dimorphilus gyrociliatus, 2248 nucleotides long. The record is from the annotation of a GenBank genome assembly. Lineage: Eukaryota; Metazoa; Annelida; Polychaeta; Dinophilidae.
GGAGAUGAUAAAUGGACGUGGCUAGCAGACUACACAAACGUUAAAUUCUACUCUAAUCUAUUUAAAAAUGACGAAUAACUCGUCAAAUGAACACGCAGGAUACCUGCAAAAAUGGACAAAUUACAUCAAAGGUUAUCAGAAAAGAUGGUUUGUUCUUAAAAAUGGCUUACUCUCAUAUUAUAGGAGCCCAGACGAAGUUGACCAGUCUUGUAGAGGUAAAAUUAACUUGAAAACGGCAGAAAUUCGAACAGAUCAAGUGCCACUCAACUUUGCUGUAUCAGGAGUUCUAACGUUUCAUUUAAGAGCUUUGUCGGAAGUUGAGAGGCAAAGAUGGGUAACUAAAUUAGAAUUGGAGAAAAGGAAUGCUAUAACUCUUGAGGACUCCGAAGAUGAGGAUUUAGAAAUUAGUUCUAACAACAAAACAGAUAUGGAAGGAAUUUUCAAUAUCGUAAAGACUUUAGAGCAAAAGAUGUCCGACCUAGACACUCGGGAAAAAGUAACAAAAAAGCAUGUAACAUCUCUGCUAAGUUAUAUACACGAAAUUGAAAAAGACUUAGAAAAUAAGGACCAAGUUACAAUUCUCUGCAAGGAAAUAAACAAUUCAUCAACGAUUUUGAACGUUUCAUUAGCUGCUGUAAUAAAAACUUGUAAUGAGCUCAUAGACAAUACCAAAGCUCAUGAUAAAAGAUGGGAAAAGUUAUUUAAUUCAGAGCAGGAAAAACGUCAGACAUUGGAGGUGAUGCUAGAACAGCUCGCUCAACAACACAGAGAAAUGGAAAAAAAUACUUUUAGGGUUUUGAAUGACUCUAACAGUUCACGUCAGAAAAAUAAAAAGGAUCCAAAUGCAUCGGACUCGGAAGAUUCGGAUAAUGAAUUUAUGGAUGCACUGGAGGAGCCACAAUGGCCAGAUGUAGUUGAAAAGAGUAAAAGUUCCGACUCUACUGUAAAACAGCAUGUUAGAAAUGGAAGCACUGAUUCCGAAGGCUGGAUGAAGAGAAGCAUAUCUCAAGUAAAUAAGUCAUCAAGAAUUCGUCGAUCAAGAAUCCCAGAUAGACCAAAUUACAGUCUUAAUUUAUGGAGCAUUAUGAAAAACUGUAUAGGAAAAGAACUUACAAAAAUUCCAAUGCCUGUUAACUUUAGCGAGCCGCUGUCUUUCCUCCAACGUCUUACUGAGGAUUUCGAAUAUUAUGAUUUAUUAGAUCAUGCUGCUAACUGCAAUGACAGCUGUGAACAAAUGGCCUACGUAGCUGCCUUCACUAUAUCUUCUUACGCUAAUACGUCAGGACAUAGAACGGGUAAACCAUUCAACCCCCUCCUCGGAGAAACUUUUGAAGCAGAUAGAAGAGAAGAUUAUGGAUGGCUUUCGAUUGCAGAACAAGUUUCACAUCAUCCUCCAAAGUGUGCCCAAUACGUAGAGGGCAGAGGAUGGCGCUUUUGGCAAGAAUUUACAAUGUCAUCCAAAUUUAGGGGGAAAUAUUUACAGAUUAUACCCCUUGGAAUAGCCCAUUUGGAAUUUCCUGAAACCAAGAACCAUUAUACUUGGCGGAAAGUUACUACGACAGUUCACAACAUUAUAGUUGGUCGAUUAUGGGUGGAUAAUCACGGAGAAAUGGAUAUAAAAAAUCAUACAACAGGGGAUUUAUGCCAUUUAAAAUAUUCUGCUUAUUCUUACUUCUCCAGGGAACCUCCUCGAAAAGUAACUGGUGUUAUCAACGAUGUUGCUGGCGAGACAAAAUUUGUCUUACGUGGACUGUGGGAUGAUUAUAUUGAAGGAGCUAAGGUUCUGAAUACCACGCAAAAUCGAGAAAAAACUGUUUUCGAAACUGGCAAGCAUAGAGUUUUAUGGAGACGACAAUUAUACCCAGAAUUGGAAAAAUGCUAUAAUAUGACAAAACUGGCCAUUGAAUUUAAUGAAAUGGAGGAGAAUAUAGCUCCAACAGAUUCAAGAUAUCGUCAAGAUCAGCGAGCUAUGGAAAAUGCAGACUGGGAUAAAGCAAACCAAAUAAAAGUAAAACUGGAGGAAAAGCAAAGGGCAGCUAGAAGACAGAGAGAAGCUGCUGCAGCUGCAGCCCUUGCUGCAGGUAAAGAACCAGAACAAUGGAAGCCUCGCUGGUUUAAGCAACAAAAUGAUCCAUACUCGGGUGGGGAUAUUUUCAUGUUUACAAAUGAAUAUUGGGACUGCAAAGAAAAAAAGGAUUGGUCAAGAUGUCCAGAUAUCUACUUAUCAGAAAAGGAAAUGCAGAUGUAG